CUCCCCAAGGCUCCAGGUGACCACUCCUGCUUGACUCCGCCCCACGGAAAGAAGGUGAGGUAGGGGGCGGGGCUGGUGGUGGGGGUCGGCAGGAUUGGUGAGUAUACUGGCCCUUCUGGUCAGUCCUACACCUGUCACUCUCCUAUGUGUGGGCCACCUCUGUGACGGGCAAUAAUGCUGCUGCUACUGCUGCUGUUGCUGCUGGGACCUGGACCCGGAUUCAGCGAAGCAACCAGGAGGUCACAUGUAUACAAGCGUGGACUCCUGGAACUGGCAGGGACCUUGGAUUGUGUUGGUCCUCGAUCUCCAAUGGCUUACAUGAACUAUGGCUGUUAUUGUGGCCUUGGUGGCCAUGGAGAGCCACGUGACGCCAUUGACUGGUGCUGCUACCACCAUGACUGCUGCUACUCUCGGGCUCAGGAUGCUGGCUGCAGCCCUAAGUUAGACCGCUACCCAUGGAAGUGCAUGGACCAUCACAUCCUGUGUGGACCAGCAGAGAACAAAUGCCAAGAACUUUUGUGCAGGUGUGACGAGGAGUUGGCUUACUGUCUGGCAGGGACCGAGUACCACCUGAAAUACCUCUUCUUCCCCUCCAUUUUAUGUGAGAAGGACUCUCCCAAGUGCAACUGACAGGCUCACAAUGUCCCUUUGCACAUGGAAAUGCAGUUCACUUUCAGUGAUCACCAACAGCAUGCAAUUUGUGCAGGAGAGUCACCGGAGGCCAAGUGCUAAAGCCACCUGCGUUUGCUUUCUCCUUCCAUUCAGGAACUCACAACUAUGAGCCAGUGGAGUUGCCAGUCUGAUGAAGGUUCAAAGUCCUGGGCCUGUUUUAUACAAAUAGCGCUGUGUUGGGCGUGGUAUAAUUUUUGAAAUUCAGCCUUUAUGAGAAACUGUACUGUCUUGUACCUGCUGCAGAGUUGCUGGUCAGAUGUGGGUGAACACCUGCUUAGGCUUGGCUGUGGUAAUAACAUUGCCACAUGAUACAUCUAAGAAUUGUAACUGUAAUAAAAAAAUGUUCCCUAA
Molecule: messenger RNA, 1023 nt
Organism: Mus caroli (Ryukyu mouse)
Lineage: Eukaryota; Metazoa; Chordata; Mammalia; Rodentia; Muridae
Product: group 10 secretory phospholipase A2
Biological process (GO): lipid catabolic process; arachidonate secretion; phospholipid metabolic process
Molecular function (GO): phospholipid binding; calcium ion binding
Source: RefSeq, a predicted model, not a curated record